GUAGCGCAGGACCCCGCACGUGUCUCCUAGGCGACGGCAGCAUGCGGCGUCCCAACAUCUUGCUGACCGGUACUCCCGGUGUUGGCAAAAGCACCCUCGGCAAAGAGCUUGCAUCAAGGACAGGGCUGACCUACAUCAGCGUGGGUGACCUGGCAAAAGAAGAAGAACUGUAUGAAGGUUUCGACGAGGAGUAUGAAUGCCCAAUUUUGGAUGAAGACAGAGUAAUUGAUGAACUAGAAGGCAAAAUGUGCGAGGGUGGAGUUAUUGUUGAUUACCACGGCUGUGAUUUUUUCCCUGAACACUGGUUUCAUAUAGUGUUUGUACUUCGUGCAGACAACUCAAUUCUAUAUGACAGGCUUGAAAGCAGGGGCUACAAAGGGAAAAAGCUACAAGACAAUAUUCAGUGUGAAAUUUUUCAGACACUUUAUGAGGAAGCUGUGUUGUCAUACAGAAAGGAAAUUGUGCACCAAUUACCCAGCAACACUCCUGAAGACCUAGAGAGAAAUUUGGAUCAGAUCGUGCAAUGGGUUGAGCAAUGGACAAAGGACAACAAUUGACAACUGGAGAAAAAGCAACUGUUCUAGUUUUGAUUGGGAUAGACUUAAUUUUCUUCUUUUCAGCUUCCCAUGCUGCUCUGCCACCAUGGAUUGCAAAUAACAAAAUGGCUUGGUUUGGAAGGGGCUUACCUAGUACAGUGCUGUUCAGUAAACAGCUACCUGUUGGGUCCCUCCAUCUCAGCCAUCACCAGUGGUCUCUCUUUUGAUCAGCAUUCUCAUCAGCACUUCAGGAUUCUCAGGAUAAAAUACUUCCUGACUCAUUUCUAACUCUGUAAUCUGGUACAGGGUUCCAGACCUAGCUUCUGUUUAUCAGCCGAUUUAGCCAGACUCAAAAAUUCUGGCUUGCUUUCUGAGAUUAAGUCACGAUCUAUCUCUUGUUCUUUUUCUUCUAAUUUAGUCUGCAAAACUUCUUCCUGAUCUAAUUCAUCUUCCAGUGCCACAUGAAGUUAUUAACUAGUAGCUACUCACUAAGCUACUAACAUUCAGCAGCUAACAGGAUCUGUAUGCUUUUCAUUUAUUCCUGCAAGGAUUUAACCAUUUCAUCACUAGUAUAUCUAAUAAAACCUAUCUCUGGGCUGUCACCAGUGCUCCUCCCAA
Molecule: messenger RNA, 1154 nt
Organism: Lagopus leucura (white-tailed ptarmigan)
Lineage: Eukaryota; Metazoa; Chordata; Aves; Galliformes; Phasianidae
Gene: AK6
Product: adenylate kinase 6
Exons: 5
Coding region: 42-557 (171 amino acids)
Cellular component (GO): nucleus; cytoplasm
Molecular function (GO): ATP hydrolysis activity; ATP binding; AMP kinase activity
Source: RefSeq, a predicted model, not a curated record